GACAGCGCUUUCCCUCUCAUAAUUUCACCCUACCAAAAAACACUUCAAAAUCCAGUGGAAAAAUAUAAGAAUUACCGUAGAAGUCAGUUGGACCAAAACAGCCCGCAUUGACGCAACGAAAAUCUAAAGUCGGAAGAAAAUAAGAGCAAGAAGAAACGUUGUUUUCUGGGUUUUGGUCCAUAGUUUGAUAUGGCUGCCACUCUCCGGAAACUUGCAGUAUUCGUGUCGGGCAUGUGGAUCUGCCUCCUGCUCCUCAACCCCUUUCCACAAACUGGGGCAGUGGUUGGGCACAGAGAGCCGUUGCCUGAUGACAGUAGAGACAACAUCACUAUUUUCACCCGGAUCCUGGACAGACUACUGGAUGGCUACGACAACCGGCUUCGCCCCGGACUAGGAGCAGAGAGUGUGACGGAGGUGAGGACAAAUAUCUACGUGACCAGCUUUGGACCGGUGUCAGACACAGACAUGGAGUAUACCAUCGAUGUGUUCUUCCGUCAGAGCUGGAGGGAUGAGAGGCUGAAGUUCGACGGGCCCAUGCAGGUCCUACCUCUUAACAACCUCCUGGCCAGUAAGAUCUGGACUCCAGACACCUUCUUCCACAACGGGAAGAAAUCUGUGGCCCACAACAUGACCACUCCCAACAAACUGUUACGACUGGUGGACAACGGUACCCUGCUCUACACCAUGAGGCUGACCAUCCACGCUGAGUGUCCCAUGCACUUGGAGGAUUUCCCCAUGGAUACACACGCCUGCCCUCUGAAGUUUGGGAGCUAUGCGUAUACCAACAAUGAGGUUGUCUAUCUCUGGACCAAAGGAGAUGAGGACUCUGUAGUCGUAGCAGAGGAUGGGUCAAGACUAAACCAGUAUGAUCUACUGGGCCACGUUAUUGGGAAAGAAUCUAUGAUUUCCAGCACAGGAGAAUAUGUAGUGAUGACAACGUAUUUCCAUUUGAAAAGGAAAAUUGGCUAUUUUGUGAUUCAAACCUACCUCCCGUGCAUCAUGACUGUCAUCCUGUCUCAGGUCUCCUUCUGGCUCAACAGAGAGUCGGUUCCCGCCCGCACUGUAUUCGGGGUCACCACAGUUCUAACCAUGACAACCCUGAGUAUCAGUGCCAGGAACUCCCUGCCUAAGGUGGCCUAUGCCACAGCAAUGGACUGGUUCAUGGCGGUAUGCUAUGCCUUUGUCUUCUCUGCCCUGAUAGAGUUUGCCACAGUUAACUACUUCACCAAGCGCAGUUGGGCGUGGGAUGGCAAGAAAGAGGCCCAGGAGAUGAGGAGAAGAGAAUCUGCCUCUCUUUCCAAAAAGGCCAAUAACACAUUCAACAUUGUUGGAACUACAUACACCAUCAACGAAGCAAAGGACCCAGGUUUAACCACCGUCUCCAGGAGUGCCACCACAGCUACACACCACCACCACAGCCACAAGGUUCCUAAAAUGGACGACAAUUACGUGGAAGCCAUAAAGUCCUACAACCGCGUCAGCAAAGUGGACAAGAUAUCACGCAUCAUCUUCCCUGUACUGUUCUUCAUCUUCAACCUGGUCUACUGGGCCACGUACAUCAACAGCAAGCCGCGCGCCGUCCCCCCUCCCAGGUCCACCUCCCAGAAUUAAACUCACCAGGACAAACUAUUAGGCUGAGAUUACAAGAGGCCAAGAGAUCCACCACGUUAUUGUAUCGUUGUUUUUGACUUAAUUUUGAUAUUUGCAAGUCGCUAUAGGUUGCAGACAAACAUUCUCGUAGAUUCGUAUGUACAUAGUUGAACUAUAAAUGUUCAUUUGUUGUUACCUGAUUAUUUGUUUGUUUGAUAGAAUAGCCGGAUGGUGUUUUUUGGACAUGUUUUCACUUCUCUUGACAUGAUAAAUGGGAGCAUGUGUUUGAAUCCUUCAUGGUAGCUCAUUACAGAGGAUCAGGUCCUGGUUAAUCACUGUGUGUAAACACACACUCUCACACCCAAACACACACGCUCACACCCAAACACACACACUCACACCCAAACACA
This is a messenger RNA of Coregonus clupeaformis (lake whitefish), 2000 nucleotides long. Its product is annotated as gamma-aminobutyric acid receptor subunit alpha-3. Gene Ontology annotation, cellular component: synapse; dendrite membrane; neuron projection. Gene Ontology annotation, biological process: synaptic transmission, GABAergic; regulation of postsynaptic membrane potential; nervous system process. Lineage: Eukaryota; Metazoa; Chordata; Actinopteri; Salmoniformes; Salmonidae. The transcript is spliced from 10 exons. The coding region runs from base 190 to 1611 and encodes 473 amino acids. Gene Ontology annotation, molecular function: transmitter-gated monoatomic ion channel activity involved in regulation of postsynaptic membrane potential; GABA-gated chloride ion channel activity; inhibitory extracellular ligand-gated monoatomic ion channel activity. The record is from RefSeq and is a predicted model, not a curated record.